Anopheles stephensi (Asian malaria mosquito) is the source of this 1477-nucleotide messenger RNA. Its product is annotated as glycine-rich domain-containing protein 2-like. The transcript is spliced from 2 exons. Lineage: Eukaryota; Metazoa; Arthropoda; Insecta; Diptera; Culicidae. The record is from RefSeq and is a predicted model, not a curated record. Bases 145 to 1074 code for a protein of 309 amino acids.
CGGGUUCCAUGUUGCCUCGAAUCGGAAGAUCCGUGGCGUAAGAGAAUUCCCGAUUGCCUUCUUUCUCAGUUCGUGGUACACCGACACGGCGUACGGUUCGGUCCGGGGUUGCAGACGCAUGUGUGUGUGUUGCGUGACCAGGAAAUGCGUACCAGCGCCAAGUCGAGAAUGUCUAGGGGAAGCGUAAGACCACCAUCGUCGGUGAUAUCCGAACAGCCGGGUUUAUCGCUCGAUAGCCUGUCGGUGAUGGCACCGGCGCUUCGUAACAGCUUUGGUGGUGGUCUAGGUGGUGCUGGUGCGGUACCUGCCACCGGAGUUGGUGAACAGUUCACCGGGCGCAGUGUCGAUUCGUUAACGUCGAGCUCGUACGGUCAGCUCGGUGUGACAGCGUUCACCGAAGGUAUUGUAAUGGAAGAUGGGCUCAUCAAUCCAGCCUUCACUGAGCCGGUCCUGGAGGGCACGGGCCGCCUGAUGACGGAAGUGCUCGGUGAAGAUACGGUGGAAAAGCUCGAGCAGCGGUACGCGAAGGCGAUGGACAAGAUCACCGAUAUGGAGCUGUCGGCUGGACAGAUCGCGAUGGCUGGCCAAGCGUUAGACACCGUGGCGGGGGAUGACGAAGCAGGGGAAUCGAUGGAGAUGAGACAAAUGGUGCCAGAGGGGGAAGAGAUUCCAGUGGACGAAAUGCCGGACAUGUUUUCCACCGAGAUGGUUCAGCCGGAAGCAGACGGCAUAGCGGCGGAUCUGCACGAACUAGACGCGGAUCAGCUGGGACAGAUGGCAACUGCAAGCGGGUACAUACCGCAGAUGCAGGCACCCGACGCUGUCGAUGCCGAGGCGGAUGGCUGUUGCUGCGGUUGCUGUGGGGAUGACGGUGGCGAUGAUCUGUGCGGCUGUGGCGAUAUGUGUGACAUGUGCGGCUGCGGUGGUUGCUGCGGGUGCGGUGGACUGUGCGGCUGUGGGGACCUCUGUGACUGUGGGGACCUCUGUGACUGUGGGGAUUGUUUCGGGUGCGGAGAUUGCAUCGGAUGUGCAGACUGUGCGAAUUGCUGUUCGUUCGAUUGCUCCAUAAUGUGAGCCGGAGCGACUACAAUCGGCCUCUACCAGCCAGCCAGCUUCGCAAUGCCUUCCCUACUGACAAGUGUCCUUUAACGGUGUGUACAGUGUGUGAUUAGCAGUUACAAACCUCAAAGCUGGGAAUGAAUGUGCGCACCGAGCGUGUGACCCAUUAGCCAUUUUUAUAGCUUAAGCAGGGGACGGGAAUUAGAGGAGGAUUACCAUUUUGAUCCUCCUGGAGCAGGUUGUCUCUGGUUUGUUGUGUACAGUAAAUGAUAAGAAUAGGAUGCGUGGAGUUGUAGCUAACUUCACGUAUCAAUUAGGAGGCUCUUAUCUAAAAUAGGACAGCACGCUUAUCGAAAUUGAGGGACGCUUUGUAAAUAAGUAAACGGUAACACUAUUCUUGGUGAACAUGGACACUAUC